GGACGCUUUCAGUCAAACCGCCAUUCUCAGUCCUGUCGUCUGACUGUACGUGUGUUCUCAGUUUGAAGACUUGCGAAGAAAAAUGAUCAUGGGAGAUACGGACGGCUUGGAUGGUACAAACAGGCCUAUCCGGAGAAGUCGACCCAGUAGCCAGACCCCAGGUACGAAAGUAGCGGGCUACUGCUGCCCAUUUUGCACCUUCGUGACGUGGAGUGGCCCCUCCGUGCUCUCGUAUCACCUGCGGUCCCACCUCGGCACCCAGCACUGUCCUAUCUGUGGUGUCUCUGCAGCCAGCAAACCUGCACUUCACCAACACAUCGCCAGGCGGCACAUCCGUCCAGAUGCAGCCUACGGCGGUAACGAGGACUAUCUGAGUGAAGCGCCGGACAAAUGUCUUAGUUCCUGCGAACCCUGUCAAAUGGUGGCCCGCUACGGCAGGCCUUUUUUCGGCCACUAUUGUUUCCUGUGUGAUUAUUCCGAUUCCAACUCUCUACGCUUGACCCGUCACGUGAUGGCAGGACACGUACAAAUCGCCAAAACUCAAAUCGAGCUCAACAAAUCGGGACUUGUGCAACAACCACCUGUACACCUUUCAGUGGUAUCAUCAGACAAAGACGUUGGUCAGAAUUGUUCAGCUCGUCAGAAACCAGAGGGAGAAGCCGAGAGAGAGGGCCCGGGUGAAGAGCUGCGCACACCACCACAGGAACGACAGCGACACGGCAAGCGCAAGUCACUGGAAACAUCGCCACCGACUAUGGAACCCACGCACACUAGUCCUUCAGCCUUGUCGUUUGUAAAUGACGUCACCGUUCCUAUGAAGAAGCGACGGAAGGUUUCCAUGGAAACUACCAACAACGAACAGUCCACAGCGACUGAAAAAGACAACUCGUCAACGAGACUUUCGCCUAGUUCCCGACAACAAAUGCGGGUACAGAAUGCUGAGGCUGUCACGAGCAGAGUGACAUACAACGUGGGGUUCUGUGCGACAUGGAUGCCGCUGUGGCCAUCUUCGCCACCUGUGUUGGAACAAGAGGUGCCGUUGGACUUGUCCGUGCGUAAAGCGCCACCUGCCGACCUGACUGAGAGUGCCAUGCCCGUGAUCACUUCCGUGUUUUCAUGGAAAGACUACCUCUGACGUAAAAAAAAAUCCGUAUUGCAGUGAAAGAUGUUGACUUACAAAGUAGCUUGUACUUUUGUUUUAUGUAGACUACUCUACUUUGAAUAGGUUAAUUCUAUUCAACAAGUGUAUUGUCUUCGCAUUUUCCUUCUUUAAGUUAUAUUGAUGAUUUUCAGUACACUACGAUACCUGUUUCAGAUGUAUCAAAAACAUGUGGUUAACGAUGAUAUCGAGCUUUUAGGGAAUAAAGAAAUAUCAAAGUAAGUUCUAUAGUCUAGCUAUCUUGUUUCUGAGUUGAUUCACUCCAGUUAUGUGAGGUUACAAAUUCAAGAUACUCUAGUCACGAAACUGGGCUGGUAUAAGUCAAUAAGAAGAUCUACACAUGAAAUCCGCAGGACAUACAUCGCGAAGUAACAGUUAUCGUCCAAUCUGGGUCAGGUAUACAUGUGGAGGUGUAUAAUGGAAUAGAUACUUCUUACGGCGAAUGAA
Branchiostoma floridae (Florida lancelet) is the source of this 1606-nucleotide messenger RNA. RefSeq lists its product as uncharacterized. The record is from RefSeq and is a predicted model, not a curated record. Bases 83 to 1135 code for a protein of 350 amino acids. NCBI's taxonomy places the organism in Eukaryota, Metazoa, Chordata, Leptocardii, Amphioxiformes, Branchiostomatidae. The transcript has 2 exons.